Messenger RNA from Oncorhynchus mykiss (rainbow trout), 5542 nucleotides. Its product is annotated as adherens junction-associated protein 1. Gene Ontology annotation, molecular function: beta-catenin binding. NCBI's taxonomy places the organism in Eukaryota, Metazoa, Chordata, Actinopteri, Salmoniformes, Salmonidae. Gene Ontology annotation, cellular component: cytoplasmic side of plasma membrane; cell-cell contact zone; adherens junction. The record is from RefSeq and is a predicted model, not a curated record.
AGAGGCAGGGAGAUAUAGCACCGGGUGAUAACACUGCACUCUCUCUUCAAAUGACAAGUGCUUAUUUUCCCCUAUACCGCGCGCAGCAUCUCGCGCUCAUAGACUCACUCUUCCAAAAUAACUCGUCUUCUCACUUGGUCUCCUGUUUCUUUUUUCUUUUUUAACCUAUUACUUACAUUAAUUUGUUCAAAGAUGUACGAAAUGUGCAAUUUUAGCCAAAGGUGACCUGUCUGCAUGUCGAAAUUCAUCGGUGCAUCUUUUCGGGGUUGACUGUUAUAACCGUCCAAACUGGGUAGGCUAUCUAUCCCGAUGUUUUGCGAUGCUCUGCCUCUCAGCAAUUUAGAAAAGUGCGUGGUCAUUUUCAGCGCCGAAUCCACAGAUGCCGCCGACGAAUCACCUUGCCUUUCCGGUGUAAUUUUUCACAGCCCUUUGACUGUCCAGUGGAGUAAAUUCGAUGAUUUAUAUAAAGACAAAGUUUGACCGUCACAAGUGGUCAGCGGGCACCUUUUGGUAAUCGGACAGUGGACGGACCACCUGUCCACGGGCUCGGUGCGUCCUUAUCAAAUUGAAGGAAAGAUAAUUGCAAAGUCCAAUAUAUUUGCAUCGUCUCGCCUUUGGUGGUGUAAUAGCAGGAUUUACAUCAUAUCUGGAGUAAUUUUAUGUGCGCAAUAUUGAAGGAUAUAGCCUUAGAAUGUUUGCAUUAAUGACAUUUGGAGUAAGGUACAUCACUUGAGUGUAUUAGACACUAUAGACUUUUGUGGAAACCAUCUAAAUGUGAGGAAACCUGGAAAACUGACUUGUUGUUGAGAAAAUUUGGAUAAAACGGUCUAUUGCACGCAGUCCGAUGUCUGCUCUACGGCCGGGGAGCUGUCUAGGGCGUCAGGUGUGGAUCCUCCUGGCCAUGACCCACCUCACCCUGGAUUUCUCCCUGUGUAGCCCCCUCAGUCAGGGCCUGGGGAUCAAGCUCAUCCCCAAACCUGUGCCUCGCCCCCGGCCCCACUCGGCGCCCCUCUGGGAAACUCCCAACAUUCUCCAUUGGAGGACUGUGAGCACUCUGGCUCACCGGCUCCUCAACCCCGUUCCACUGCCAGACAGCAGGGGAGGGCCAGUGCCAAAGGUCAGGGGUCAAAAGUACAGGAGACUGGCACACAAAGGACAGCCAUGUAAGGAGUGCCGGUUGAAAUACACAUCCACCGAGGUGGGGGAUUCGGCAGCAGCGGUAGGUCUUCCCAGGGGGAGCAAAACAGACGUGGUGAGGUUGUUACGGAGGGCUCGGAGACAGCUGAAAUGGGACGCCGACGACAAAUCUCAAGAUGGCAGGACCACGACUGUGGCCGGAUAUAUCGACUGGGGACCCACAGGGACGGAGGACAACUUUGACGAUGGUGAGGGGAAAACGGCAGCCAACUCCACACUGUCCACCAAGGCCUUGACCACUACUGUGGCCACCACCACCACUACCACCACCAAGAGUCCACAGAGGACGUUCGCAGUGGUGACCACACCACACCCUAGGAUGCUGAGCACCACCAAGGCCAGCGUCAGUUUAGGGGAGACUGUCAAACCACCAAAGCCAUAUGGAGACACACCAGGUCUGGCAGUUCACCAGAUUAUUACAAUCACUGUGUCUCUCAUUAUGGUCAUUGCAGCCUUGAUAACUACACUUGUCCUUAAAAACUGUUGUGUACAGUCGGGGAAUGGCCGUCACAGUAGCCAUCAGCGGAAGAUCCACCAGCAGGAGGAGAGCUGUCAGAACCUGACCGACUUCACCCCUGCCCGCGUGCCCAACAAAGUGGACAUCUUCACCGCCUACAACGACAGCCUGCAGUGCUCGCACGAGUGUGUGCGCACCGCCGUGCCCGUCUACACAGACGAGAUGAUCCAGCAGACCCCUAUAUACAAGACCACCUAUAACGGAAAUAGACCUUCUCCCACUGAAAGGCAGCUGAUUCCUGUGGCCUUUGUGUCAGAGAAGUGGUUCGAGAUCUCCUGCUGACUAUCUGAAGCCUUUUUUACAUCACGUCGAUGGAACAAACUUCCUGAAUUUAUGCUCUGGAUCCUUUGGUAAACUUUUCCAACCAAGAUAAAGAAGCGACUAAAAACGACACAGAUGAAGAUAUUUAUUUUUCUAUAGAUGAUGACAAACCAAGCAGCCAUACCGCUGCCACUCUAUACUAUUUUCCAGAGACCUGUGUUAAUUUAGAUAUCUAGUUAGAGUUAAUAUAUAACUACAUUACUGGAUGUGCCAGAGAAGACCAUCUACGUCAGCGUCACCUUGAAGGGGACUAGGUUUCUUGGAGAGCUAGGAGACUUGGAGGAUCUGCUCUCAGUGGAAAAAGCUGAGCUGUAUUACUGAACAAUGUGCCAAUUACGCCACUAUGUGCCAUAAUCUGUACAGAACAACAAUUAAUGGACAACUAAAGACAGUGCUAUAUUAACCUUGUAUCAAACAUAUUCUUUUUAAAGAAAAAUGAAGAAAAAAAUAUGUUUAAAGUAUUUGAAUAUGUUUUCUGAAAUAGUCGAAAAAAUAUAUAUUAUAUGAAGCACUAAUCAUUGAGGGGGGAAAGAAAAGAAAACGGUAAAUGCUUUAGUCAACACCUACAUUUAAUGCAUUGUUACUAUGUCCCAUUUUAAAACCAGAGUAGUCUGUCUAUUUUUAUAUACGCAAAGAGGUCAGUCAGUCAGAAACCAAACAGUAGAAUUCCAUGCCACAUGAUGUUUGGACAGCGGAACGCCAUUAACAGUCCAAUCAGUGAUCGAAUCCAAGCCCAGAUUAUUUUCCCUUUCGCUAUGUCCUUUUUGUCAGAGGUUUUGGAUUGUGCUAACUACAUAAAAAAAAGGGCUCUAUGGCUGUGGAACAUUGCAUACCCUAUGUCCUGUUGUGUUCAGUUCUAUCUGAAUUUGAAUAGCUAAAGCAAACAGAGAGGAUUAGCAGUAUGUUUACUUAUGUACUGACUCAGGUCAGUGUCCAAUACACAAGUCUUCAUUCCAUUUUCCAUCCCAAGCAUUAUUCACAAGGGAUAAGACAUGAUGAGUUAUUUUGAGUGGUGGUAGGAUAUGAGCGGUACCGCACAAGGGUGGAAUUUAGAAUUAACUUGUAAGAAUAGAAUUAUUCUAACUCAACAAUUACAGUAAGUGAGAAAUAUUGAAUAUCUCCUCUGAACUAUAUGAAUAGUCAGUGUUUACCACUGUUUCCCAGUGUCUAAUUGCAAAUAUUUGUCUUAUUAGUCUUAAAACAACCAAGGGUCAGAUUUAUCAAACAAUGCUCCUAAGGCCACUAAUAAGUGUGAUUUGUGUGUAUUAUUGGGGGAAUCACAAUACCUUUUUGUGUUGCAUUUAUCAAGCACAUCCUAAUUGGAAUUAUAAUUAUAAUAUUAUCAUUAAACACCUUUACAAAUUGUGCCCUGUUCGAGAGGUAUUUACAUUCAGGAGUAGUAUUUUCAAUACCAUAAUCUCAGAAAUGGAAAUGAACAGGACAUCUGAAUAAAAAUGGUAAAGUAUUCCUCCAAAUUAGGUCCAAAUUAGCUGUAUAUCUUGGGCUGUGAAUGCAGACACAACUAUUUUUAAUAAUGUUCCUCCCUAAAGCUCACUUAUAUGAAGGAAUACACUAUCUCUCUUUCAUGUCAAGUGCAGUACAGUGAAAAACAACCAUGUUCUUUCCUGGUUCCUGAGGGUUGCUCAUAGAUGCGGUUUUGUUGAACAUCAGCCUCGUUUUAACCUCCAGCAUCAUCAAUGAGAUGUGGAACUAGGGGGAUUAGGAGCAGCCAAUCAGAGUCUAGAAGACUGGGCCACAUGUUAUACAUUAAUUAAUUGAUUAGUUCAUACAAUUCCACUGUUAGUGAGUCAGGACACUUGAACAUAACACAAAACAUUUCAUUACGCUAGUGGGUAGGUAGAAAGCACAAAAAAGAUUGCAAUUAUUCGGUGUCGACAGCAAUAUGUACAUAUUUAAAGAUGGACUGGAUUCUUGUCCGGAUGUGGGCUGAUAUCUGCACUUACUCAAUGAGAUGGACAAGAUUCAGCCUUCAGCUAUUCUGUUUCCAGAGCUCAAGGUAGAGGUGGACCCAUAGUACAGAUCCUAAAUCACAAGCUUAUGUAACUGGAGGGGUAAAGAACUGACCUUGGAUCUGUGGCUGUGGUGCAACUGUGACUCCAAGUACACCACUCUCACAGCAAAACACCAUGAACGACCAUGCCAAUUCAUCCAAACAUGUAUGCUGAGACCAAGUUGCGUCAACAUAUAUUUUUUGAACAAAAAGUGUUAUCUUGAUAGUCAGAGGGUUACUAAACUGUAUAUUAUACAUGUGUAAAUGUAUUUUCUAUAUAUUUACUUCUAUUUGUGUACAGGUAUGUUCUAUUUUUAAAGACCUGUCUCUUUUUGGGAAAGGUUUGGCUAGGUCGGGAUAGUGUCUUUGUUUACAUGUGAACUACCGUAUUUCUUUCACAACACAAAAUAACCUUGUGCCAAGCUUCCUACCUGCACUUUCAAGCUGUACCUGUAUUAUAUAUUUGGCUAAUCAAUACAAUACUUAAAUAGACACUGCAAUAUUUCACAUACUGAAAAAGUUGUUAGAAGUAACAAAGCUAGGGAGAGAAGGUCUUUUGAUUGUAUACUAUGAUGAGAUCGGCGUGCUGAUGCUUGGGGUUUGGUUGGUAGAAGAUGCGCAAUUAUCAAAUGCUGACAAACCAUUUUCAUAUGAAAUCUAUUUGCUUCUGGAAAUAUGAUUAGUCAUGGUGAAAAGGGGAAGUAAUGUAAACCCAAGAAUAAUUGUUAUGAGAGAAAGUUAGACUGAGUUAAUUUUUGGUUAAUUUUUGCUGUAAUAUUUAAAACUACAUGUAACCACUCUAGAGACCAAGACAUAUGUGUCAGUUUUCUCUUUAAAGGCAGGGAAAACUAUUAGGCCAAUGACCUUGUACUAUUUAGCAUGAGUUGAAACCACAGAUAAAUGAUCAGAAAGAAGUACAGUAGUAAAGAGAACAAAGAAUAAGGGUUCAGGGUUUUUAGGGUAAAUAUUUCACUCCCCUUUGCAUUUGCAGAGAACAAGUACAUGAACAAGGAUUUUUAUGUUUUGGUUAUGCUGGUACUGAAAUGUAUCGGGUAUGUACUUAUUAUGUCUUUCUUUCAUAUGAUGAUGACAAACACCACCAAUGUUUUGCUACAAAAUUCUCCACUUUCAUGAACAUCUUCAUGAUCAGAUUUUUAGAUAGCGCUGAUUGUUUAAAGCCAGCUGCAUACUACACCAUUAUUACCUCAAUAUUUUAAAGGAAGUUUGGAACAUCAUAGGAAUAUAGGGGGCACAAUUUCUUUAAUGUGAAAGGUUUCCUCGAGUGCUGUCUACAAGCCUCAGAUGUUCGAAUAUCCUCCCAAGCAUUGUCCCCAAUGCGCAUUUCUUAAAUUUCUAAUAUACUUUCAAAUUGUUACAUAUGAAAGUGUUGUCUUGAAAUACACUACAUGGCCAAAAGCAUGUGGACACCUGCUCAUUGAACAUCUCAUUCCAAAAUCAUUGGCAUUAAUAUUGAGUUGGUCCCCCCUUUGCUGCUA